Heterobasidion irregulare TC 32-1 is the source of this 1974-nucleotide messenger RNA. It is a transcript of the gene Zfp7, whose product is annotated as putative transcription regulator. Gene Ontology annotation, biological process: regulation of transcription by RNA polymerase II. Gene Ontology annotation, molecular function: RNA polymerase II cis-regulatory region sequence-specific DNA binding; DNA-binding transcription factor activity, RNA polymerase II-specific. The transcript has 2 exons. The coding region runs from base 1 to 1974 and encodes 657 amino acids. The record is from RefSeq and is a predicted model, not a curated record. Lineage: Eukaryota; Fungi; Basidiomycota; Agaricomycetes; Russulales; Bondarzewiaceae.
AUGUCGACAGAGCAUUGCUCUAUAGGUAAUUCAGACACCAUCGCUCAACUUGUGCAAAGAGCGAUCACAGAAACACAAGAAUGGGGGGACGAUGGCGAAGACUACGACGAGGAGCUUGAUGGCGGCCUCGAGGAGGAAGACGCUGAUGCUGAAGCAGAAGAGAUAGCACGGAGACUAGGCGAUCAACUAUGGGCAGAAAUCAGCAAGGCCCAACUAGAAGUUGCCGCGACCACAACCACAACAGCGACGGCCAUUUCAUCAACCCUCCCUCCACUGUCAUCAGCCCCGUCUAGGCUUUAUUCUCCUGCACCUAUUCUUCCACGGAAGAAGCUUGAGGAAGCCAUUAUGACUAUGAAAUCUGUGCUCGCAUAUGCUUCGAAAGAUCCUCUGGCCAGCUCCACCUUGGGCGAGGCAAUCGUCCCUGAUUCAAACGGCGCAAAUGUACUCGAUGUAUUAUCCCGCAUAAUCGCAUCGGGCACUGUUUCGAAGGAUGUUGCAAAGAAGCUAAGCCAUCUCCUUGUGUCUCUUGCCAGGUCAGAGGUCCUUUUCUCUUCAUUGCGACACUCCAAUGCUUCGUCGAUCCAAUUGGAGCAGGGAAAACGCAAACGAGAUGAACAUGACAGUCUUGAUCUAGACAUACCAGCAUCAAAGCGCCCUAUGUAUGCCCAGACUACCUACGAUCUUCACACUCAAAUUCAGGAGGCGUCACGCAUCAUCUCCCACGCUCUCCAAUCCACUCCCUCUCGAGAUAAGCCGCUCGAGCCCUCUGUCAUAUAUUCAAUACAGUUUCAACUACACCAGAUCUUCCUAUUUGCUGUUACGUCUUCUGCCAGGGGCGGACCAGAGGUAAACGCCUUGCAAGAGAUAGGUGGUCUCAUACAGGUUCUGGGUGUUCUUAGCGGCAUUCAAAUUGGUGGCCCUUCAUCGCCAACUAUUCCUCCACACCAUCCUCGCACACCCUCUUUUCCACCUAACCCAUCUGCUGUGUGGGUGCCGCCCGGCGUGCCUCCCGGUUCCGCCCCACUCACACAUGAUAUCGGUACCGCUGUCUAUCCUUGCCUCGUUCCAGCAUGUCAGAAAACGUUUUCUCGAUUGUACAGCCUUCGCGCGCACCAACGUGUACAUUCUGUCGAACGCCCUUUUCGCUGCGAUCAGUGUCCUGCAUCAUUUGCCCGAAAUCAUGACCUCAAGCGCCACUCGAAGCUUCAUGAAAAGAUCGCAUGGAAAUGCGCAGGAUGCGAUAAGAUAUUCUCGCGUCGGGAUGCGAUCAAACGUCACAAGAACAGUAGUCGAACCCGUGGAAAGGGCGAGGCUUGUGUCGAGGCAGCGGUUUUAGAGGUGCAGGUAGACAAACAGAGUGAGGAGGAUGAGGUUCGGGAAGGUCGACGAGCAAGGAUCUGGAACGGCAUCGCUGCGCAUCAGUAUGCGACGCCUGCUUUUGCUAGUAUUCCUGGCGCAGAAGGAUCACAGGAAGAAGGCGAAUUGCAUCCGGAGAUUCUUCGGAGGUCGCAGGCCACGGUUCUUCGCCUUCAUGCGUUGUUGCAGGAGCGGGUCUCUCAAUCGCUCGGGGCGCCUCCAGGCCAAGUUGUGUCACAACCACCGGUAGACCCAAUCGGUGGUCAGGCUACACUUGCCAGCGUCAUUGCUCGCGCGCAGAGCAAUACUGGCCCCUUUGUUACCCCCUUGCCCCCACUUGUGACCCCUGAGAAACCCGCACCAGACGUGAAUUCUGCACAAGAAGGAAUGUUGCCCACACAGUCGAUUGAAGGCCCUGUCGGAUCAUCCUUGCCCUCACUUUCGCUAUAUGGUCUUUCGGAUGAACAGACGAGGAUGAUCGAGCAGGCAAUCGCUAGUGCAGCCUCUGCUGCGCAACUCCAAGCGGAAGCGGAAGCCGCUAUGGAAGAAGAAGAAGACUUGGAUGAGGGGGAUGACGAUGAACUAGACGACGAUGAGGGCGUUAAGUCUCAAAAGUGA